Molecule: messenger RNA, 1586 nt
Organism: Penaeus monodon (black tiger shrimp)
Lineage: Eukaryota; Metazoa; Arthropoda; Malacostraca; Decapoda; Penaeidae
Product: gastrula zinc finger protein XlCGF7.1-like
Exons: 2
Coding region: 168-1163 (331 amino acids)
Biological process (GO): regulation of transcription by RNA polymerase II
Cellular component (GO): nucleus
Molecular function (GO): DNA-binding transcription factor activity, RNA polymerase II-specific; RNA polymerase II cis-regulatory region sequence-specific DNA binding
Source: RefSeq, a predicted model, not a curated record
UUUAUAUAGUUAAGUAUAUAUAUAUACACACUCGGAUUCCCCUCCGCAAACGGCAAUUGAAUCCGGACUCGACUUACGCGAACGGCAAUUGAAUCCGGACUCGACUUACGCGAACGGCAACAAAACCCAAGCAAAAGCCUCGGCCCUUUUUUCGUUGGAGGCUGACGAUGAGCAUUCUCCCCAAACAAAUUCCUUUGGCCCCACCCACGGAGGAGGACAUGUUAGGCACAGGAGUCCAUAUCAAGGAAGAGCUCAUUGAAGGUGCUUCGGAAGAGAUACAUUUGGAUAUCAAAGAAGAACCACAUGAUUAUGCAGAUGAAGCGAGGGAUGAAGCGAGCAAAGUGGAAGUGAAACAUGAAUUUCUUUUCUUUAAGGAUCUUCACGACCUCAGACAUGAAGCGAAGGAAAAAGACUCGUGUGAUUUUGCUGAGGAUUGCAGUGACAUUUUGUCAAGAGCACAAAUUGAGGCUGAAGAUUGUGGGAACAAGUGCUCAUCAGAUUGGGAUGAGGCAGCAUGUACGGAAAAUCAUAAGGAGGUUAUGCGCGGAAAAGCGGAUACGAAAUUGAAAUGUUUUAUAUGCGAAGUGUGUGGCAAAACAUUCUAUAGAAAAGCGUGUAUAAAGAUUCAUAUGAGAGUACACACAAAGGAGAAGCCAUACACCUGCGACAUUUGCAAUAAAAACUUCUCAGAUAAAUCUAACUUAGUAAACCACAUGAGAGUACAUACAAAGGAGAAGCCAUACAGCUGUGAGAUUUGCAGUAAGGACUUCUCAGAUAAAUCUAACCUAGUGAAACAUAUGAGGUUACAUACAAAGGAAAAGCCAUACAUCUGUGAGAUUUGCAAUAUGGCCUUCUCACAGAAUAGUGUCCGAGUGAUACACAUGAGAGUGCAUACAAAGGAGAAGCCAUACAGCUGCAAGAUUUGUAAUAAGGCAUUUCCAUCAAAGAGUGAACUAGUAAAGCAUAUCAGAGUACAUACUAAAGAGAAACCAUACAGCUGUGAGUUUUGCAAUAAGGGUUUCUCACAGAAAGCUAAUCUAGUGAGCCACAUAAGAGUACAUACAAAGGAGAAGCCAUACAACUGUGAGAUUUGUAAUAGGGCCUUUGCUUUGAAAAGUGGUUUAGUAAAGCACAUGAGAGUACAUACAAAGGAUAAGCUGUAAAUCAGAUGCAUCUUAGAUAUUAAAAGUUAUCUUUUUUCUGAUUUUUGUUGUGUAUGUUAUUCUUAAUAUGUAGUUUUGUCAAGUUUGAUCAAGUUUAACACAUUAUGACUUGUGUUUUAGUCUCCAUAGACUUUUUAUCCACAUGCACGUAUGCCUGCUGUCACUGACCAAGGGUGAUUAGAAGGAUGGCCAUGAAUGUUCACAAUGUUCAAAGAAGAUGCUCCUCCCCCUCAUCAAUAAAUUUAUAGAUGUGGAAGUCGUUGGCUGAUUUAUACACAAGUGUUCUGACUUCUAACAUAAUUUUAGAUCAAGAUUACAGGAGGAAAAUUCUUGUAUUUUAUAUAAAGUAGUAUAUAUAAUUUUGAUAUAUAUGAGUCAACAUGCAGAAACACACCUAUAUUUUCAUCUGUGUGUGUAUAUGAA